Suncus etruscus (white-toothed pygmy shrew) is the source of this 2680-nucleotide messenger RNA. It is a transcript of the gene SMIM5, whose product is annotated as small integral membrane protein 5. Lineage: Eukaryota; Metazoa; Chordata; Mammalia; Eulipotyphla; Soricidae. The coding region runs from base 244 to 474 and encodes 76 amino acids. The transcript is spliced from 3 exons. The record is from RefSeq and is a predicted model, not a curated record.
CAGAAGGGAUUCCCGCUUGUGGCCUUGGUGGCACUGCCCCCUCCUCCAGGGGCCGCCCCGGUAAUCUGACACUGGGAUCUCCAGGAGACUCGCCAGACGCCUCACAGCAAAGCCGGGGGCGGGAGAACCUCAGCUGGGCUGUCAGUGGCAGGAGCGGUUCCUCACUAGCCAGCUUGCUGGCUCACUCACUCACUCACUCUGGCCGCUGGGAAAGCCACAGCAGGAGGCACCUGGGCUCCCAGCAUGGCCUCCGUGGUGGAGGAGCUGCGCACUGUGGGCCAGAGGUUGCUGCUGAAGCUGCAGAGGCUGCCGCAGGCCGAGCCCGUGGAGGUGGUGGCCUUCUCCAUCAUAGUCAUCUUCACAGGCACCGUCCUGCUGCUGAUGCUAAUAGCCUGUAGCUGCUGCUGCUCUGGUUGCUGCUGCCCCGAGCCCAGGACCAGGAAGGAGCAGGUUCGGCCCCUGUCCCCUGCCUGAGAGCCAAGACAAGAGGCAAGAGCAGAAAGAGCAGGAGUGAACCUGCCCUGCAACUUCAGAUCCCAAAGUGACCUACAGCCUACCUGCAGCCUAAACCCACAGAGCUGCUUACAUCCCAGAGCACAAGCCCGGGCCUGGGGGCACCGCCUGCCCUUGGGGUCCUUUUGUGGGGCUGGGUUUGGGGUUCUGCUAGCUGCUGCCGCCAUGCCCAGCACACAUCACAUCAGUAUCCAGCCCAGGAGCAGCGUCAGCCUAUUCCUUUCCCACUAGAAGCUUUGGUUUCUGGGGUCCUACUGAGGGCCAGGACCAUCCUUUCCUGGCCUCUGUGCCUGGGGUACCCAGGAGAGCUGGAAAAACACUGGCAGGAGGAAGGCGCAGCGGAGGGGGCAGCAGGCCGGUCCCACCUCCACUUGCCUCCCUGCAGCUCGGCCCUCUGGGGGGAGAUGUCUCCCAAACACCAGAGUCCUGGCCCUGGGGUCUGCCUACCCCUGCACCCCAGCCCUGGUGCCUCUCACUAGCCUCUGCUUAGUUUCUGAGGUCCAAGUCCUCACCCCAACUCAGCACAACCCAACCCUGGACCAGUCGUCACAUUCCCAACGCUGUAGAAAAGGAGCUUCCAGAGGACACGCCCAGCCCCAUGUGCUGCAUGCCUUGCCUUGCCCUGGCCACCUCGGUCCUCCACAGAAGGUUCCAGAGGUGGUUGAGCCAGAAGGGGUGAGAAGUGAGCGGGUUCCAUGAAGCCUGUCCAAAGGGAGAGCCUGAGCUUCCCAGGGUGGAGAGGCCCCAGAACUAGGGGCUGAGGGUGUGGCUGGCUCAGGCCAGUUUCACUUCCUGGUGUCCAUGGACCUGUCCAACGGGUUAGGUAUGGGCCAGAGACCCAAAAGGGAAACACUUCUGUGCCUCAGAGAGCCGGCUGCUCCCUCCUCCCUGUACACCCCGAAAGACAGGUCCCGGGUCCUGAGGAGCUGAGACCCACUGCCUUUGCAGGUGGCCAUCACUCAGCCCUCGCCGCACCUUAUCAACUCCUUUCUAGAGCCACAGCCACACAAAGUUUGAAAGUUUGACUGCUUAAGAGGGAGCAGUGCAGGGAUAGACACAGCACCAAUGGCCGAGCAUGCCUGGGUCUGAUCCCCGGCACUGCCCCGGAAAUGAACCCUACGCACAGACUCAGGAAUGGGUCCCCCCAACACGCUGCCGGGUGUGGCCAAAACCAAAGUGGCAGAGCCAGCUCCUGCCUCGCCCCCUUAGCCUGACACGCCUGGGGCCCCAGGCAAGUUGGCAACCUAGAGACACUCCUGCCUCUCAGAACACCUCCCGAGUGGAUAGGUGGGGCCACCAGGCACCCCCACAAGACAAACAGGGAAGGUGGGAGACCAGGCAGUGUCUGCUUCUGCAGCCCAAGUGGAGUGCCCAGACCCAAAGCUUUGUGGUCCCUGCUUUUGGGGGCUGACCACACCCCACAGCCAGUGCACCCCUCCAUGCCAGGCCCUGUCCCACAACCUCUGUCCUCUGUAGCAGACCUAUGGUGGCAUGAGAGUUGGGUUAGGGCUUCUUGGGGGUGAUGAGUGGAAAGGAACCAGGCUUUCCUUGCCCCCACAGUGCCCACGGCAGAUGGAACAUAGACCAGCAGGGGCUGUCUGAAGCCAGAAGCCAGGAGGCCCCUCACCUCACCCCCUAAGGUGCCCCAGAGCAGGGGCACAGCCAGCUCUCCCCCUCCCCUGCAAUUCCACAUGGCAGCCCCAAUCUCUUGAAGGGGUCCCUGUUGCACCUCACUCGUACCCAGCACCUGCUUCUCCUCCUGCCCUUCAGGUGCAGGGGACAACGUCCACUACGCCAAAAUGUCCCUCUGGAUAGGGGCUCCCACACACCUUGUAACUGCUCUCUGGGAGGGCACCCCGAAACCUGCUGACAGACUCCCUCAGCUUCCAGUGCUGCUCCUGCCCCUCAUGCUCCUCGUAACAAGUCAUGGAGAGCUGGUUCCUAGCUUGGGGCUCCUCCUCUGCCUGCGGCUGUGCAUUAUGGCCAUUAUUUAUGACAAUAUUCAACUUUAUCUCUGCCAUUGUUCUGGGGGUUGCACCCAGAGGUGGCGAGUGGGGAGGGCACACUCCAGAGACCAAACCCAAGGCUCCCCCACUUGAGCCACAUCAUCAGUCUGAAUCUUAUUUAUUACAAGUGUCCUCAUUAAAUGUCUGGGGUCUUUUUGUCC